AAAGAUUAUUUAAUGUGAGGUGUGAACUCAUGCAACACGAGUAGCAGCACAAGAAACCACUAAAAAGCAUAGAAACAAACCAAAACUGGCAAAAAUAUCCCAAGUUUACGAUUCUCCUAAACAACAUAAAUCAUCUUUAUGAGGACUAUUGGAACACUUACUAGUGAGUUCUAUCAUGAUGGAUUCUCAAACACUUAACUUGCUAGCCCUUACAUCCUUUAUCCUAUUCAUGAUUGUGGCACUGAAAAUAGGAAGGAAUCUCAAGAAAACUGAGGUAACUCUAAAAACACCACCAGGACCAUGGAAGCUACCUAUUAUAGGAAGCAUACCCCAUCUUGUUACAUCUACACCACAUCGAAAAUUAAGAGACUUGGCCAAAAUAUAUGGACCCUUGAUGCAUCUGCAACUUGGGGAGAUCUUCACAAUCAUUGUUUCCUCACCAGAGUAUGCUAAGGAGGUAAUGAAAACCCAUGAUAUCAUCUUUGCAUCAAGGCCUACUAUUCUGGCUUCUGAUAUUUUGUCCUAUGAAUCCACAAAUAUUGCUUUUGCACCUUAUGGAAAUUAUUGGAGACAACUACGAAAAAUAUGUACUGUCGAGCUCUUCACUCAAAAACGUGUGAAUUCAUUCAAGCCAAUAAGAGAAGAAGAGCUCACCAAUCUCAUCAAAAUGAUUUAUUCACAUAAUGGGUCACCCAUCAACCUCACUGAAGCAGUACUUUUAUCAAUAUACAAUAUCAUUUCCAGAGCUGCUUUUGGCAUGAAAUGCAAAGAUCAAGAAGAAUUCAUAUUGCUGGUGAAAGAAGGAGUAACAGUUGCAGCAGGUUUUAAGAUUGGAGAUUUGUUUCCUUCUUCUAAAUGGAUUCAGCGUGUCACUGGUUUGAGGCCUAAGCUUGAGAGGUUGCAUAGACAAAUUGAUCGGAUAUUAGAAGACAUCAUUGUUCAACAUAAAGUGGGAAAUUCUAAAUCCAAAGAAGGCCAAGGUGAAGCAGAGGAAGAUCUGGUAGAUGUUCUCCUAAAAUUCCAGGAUGGUAAUCAGGAUAUUUGGUUGACUGAUAACAAUGUAAAGGCUAUAAUCCUGGACAUAUUUGGUGCUGGAGGUGAGACAGCAGCAACUACCAUAAAUUGGGCAAUGGCAGAGAUGGUAAGGGAUCCAAGAGUAAUGAAAAAAGCACAAGUUGAGGUGAGAGAGGCAUUCAAUAUGAAAGGAAUGGUUGAUGAAGUUCUCAUUGAUGAACUCAAAUAUUUGAAAUCAGUUGUCAAAGAGACCUUAAGGCUACACCCUCCAGCUCCUCUUCUAAUUCCAAGAGAAAAUGGACAAGCAUGUGAGAUUCAUGGUUAUCACAUACCUAUCAAAAGCAAGAUAUUUGUAAAUGCUUGGGCAAUUGGAAGAGAUCCAAACUACUGGAGUGAACCAGAGAGGUUUUAUCCAGAGAGAUUCAUUGAUAGCCCUAUUGACUACAAGGGGAAUAAUUUUGAGUACAUUCCAUUUGGUGCUGGAAGAAGAAUAUGUCCAGGCAGCACAUUUGGUUUAAUAAAUGUUGAGUUGGCCCUUGCAUUUUUGUUGUAUCACUUUGAUUGGAAGCUUCCAAAUGGAAUGGAAAGUGAGGAGUUGGACAUGACUGAGGAAUUCGGAGUGACUGUUAGAAGAAAAGAUGACCUAUACUUGAUACCCAUCACUUCACAUCCAUUCCCGGUCAGAUAAACCAGAUAAGCAACAGCUAUAAUCUGUUAAUUUUGUUAUUACGCAUUUACUACUAAAAUAAUGCUUUGUUUCAAUGUUGAUUUUAGUAGAACUGAAGAUUUUAUAACGCAUCCAAAGCCAUUGACACCUAUGUUAAGAAUCUCCAUGCUAACAAGGAAAAUUUAGUUGCAACAAAUUGGCAUGUUGCUAGAACUGUGGUUUAAUUAUUAUGCUUCACAUGACGAAGACCGCGUGUGUGUGUGUGUGUGUAGAGUUUUUUGCAUGCAUUGUCUGCUUCACAUGCAACCAUUGGUAGAGGUCCUUUAACUGGCUUGGAAUGCUUAUGCAAACAGUUAAGAGGCCAACAAAUGCAAAAGCAUAAACCUGUUCAGUGGUGCCAAACUCAUUGUAACCGUCUUAACUGUUUAAGAUACUAUAUUUAAUCUUUUUAAU
Molecule: messenger RNA, 2134 nt
Organism: Abrus precatorius (Indian licorice)
Lineage: Eukaryota; Viridiplantae; Streptophyta; Magnoliopsida; Fabales; Fabaceae
Product: cytochrome P450 71D11-like
Exons: 2
Coding region: 176-1702 (508 amino acids)
Molecular function (GO): iron ion binding; heme binding; monooxygenase activity
Source: RefSeq, a predicted model, not a curated record